Messenger RNA from Osmia lignaria (orchard mason bee), 7532 nucleotides. It is a transcript of the gene Ac3, whose product is annotated as adenylate cyclase 3. Gene Ontology annotation, cellular component: plasma membrane. NCBI's taxonomy places the organism in Eukaryota, Metazoa, Arthropoda, Insecta, Hymenoptera, Megachilidae. Gene Ontology annotation, biological process: intracellular signal transduction; adenylate cyclase-activating G protein-coupled receptor signaling pathway; cAMP biosynthetic process. The record is from RefSeq and is a predicted model, not a curated record. Gene Ontology annotation, molecular function: adenylate cyclase activity.
CGCUGGGCUUUUGUGGUGGUUGAUAUCGACCCGUGUGGAGGGUCGUAGCUGUCGGGUUGAUCGUAUGGCGCAAGCCUGGACGGGGUUGGAGGGUGGAGGUGGCGAUUGCGGAGAGGAGAGAGGGAUGAAGGGAGCGGGUCGGUUUCUCAGCGAGGGUGAGACGAGAGGAGCUACCGGCAGUAGUACCCCGGCCAGUACCCCGCGCGGCGGGUGCAGCUGCAUCCGAAAAGCCGUGUGUGUGAGAGUGCGUGAGAGUGGCGAUAGUUGGCGUGUGUGUUCUUCUACUUGGUCAAACGAUUCACGAGGGUGGAGUACGUAAGGUGUCUCUCUGUGACGAGGCGUCCUCGUCGUCGUCGUCGUCGUCGUCCUCGUGUCAGCCAGCAUCCGAGGGAACUGGUGAGGACAAACCAGCUCGGACAGUCCGUCUCCCCUGUUUUGGGUGCUGACGAUCGUCCGAUGUCCCAGCAACGUGUUGUUCCAGGCGACGCCGACCACAGGAACAGCAGGAAUGUGAUUUAAAGAGUACGAUAGAGUGAGUGUGUGUGUGUUUGUGUGCACGAGGGAGAGAAAGAGAGCGAGAGAGAAAGAGAGAGAGAGAGAGAGAAAGAUCGAGUAACAGCGCCAUGUUACGAAGAAGAUACACCUCGAACGAGCAUUCCUACCUGAGCGCGGGCAGGCCGUCGAACCUGCUGCGGACCAGCUUCAGCAGCGCCAAGCUAGAGACGCUCUAUCGUGCUUCGUCCCUUCAGCAAAGGCGGGGUGGUCUCGAGUGUUUCCUGUUAUCGGCACUCCUUUAUGGCGCACAAACGAUAGUAGUGCCAGGUCUGGAGCUACUGGUCCGAGGGCUUACAGCCGUCUUCCUGGGACUGAAUCUUGGUCUAUUGGCCUGGGCCAAGUGCAACCCCAAAGCAAAGGAUGCGCUCUGGUCGGUGGUCCCUCACGUGGCCUGGCUACUCUCCACCGCACAGCUACUCGCUCAGCUGUUCCUCAAGUCCAGCGAGGUCACGCCUAGAAACGGAUUAGACUGGCUGUUGCUCUUGCUCUACCUGCUGUUCGCCACUCUGCCCCUCAGGCUCUCCCUCUGUGCCUUGCUCGCGUUCGGCACCACGCUAACUUACAUCGUCUCCGUGGUCGGACUGUCCAAGGCACCCGCCCAGAUACCCAUCGAUGUUUUGGUGCUGACGUUAACGUUGUCGGUGGGCGCGAUGUUGUUGGGUGCUUCCAGUUACUCCUUGACAGAGUUCCAGCAACGUCGAGCCUUUCUGGAGACUAAACAGAGCCUGGAGGUUCAAUUAGUGAUCGAAGAGCAAAGUGCCGAACAAGAGAGGCUGCUUCUGAGCGUGUUGCCGGAACACGUGGCUGUAAAAAUGCGACAGGACCUCGGCGCCUCGUUGGACACGCAGUUCAAGAAGAUCUACAUGUCCAGGCACGAGAACGUAUCGAUCUUGUACGCGGAUAUCGUCGGUUUCACGGCCAUCUCCUCCACCUACAGCGCCAGCGAACUCGUGAAAAUCCUGAACGAGUUGUUCGCGAGAUUCGAUCAACUCAGCGAGAGGUACGAGCAGCUACGAAUUAAAAUCCUCGGCGACUGUUACUACUGCAUCAGUGGAGCACCGGUCGAAAGGUCAGACCACGCUGUCCUCUGCGUUCACAUGGGCCUGUCGAUGGUGGACGCCAUCAAGUACGUGCAACAGACGACCAACAGCCCUGUGGACAUGAGGGUGGGCAUACACACCGGUGCAGUUCUGGCCGGUGUUCUCGGUCAGAGGCAAUGGCAAUUCGAUGUUUACAGCAAGGACGUCGAGCUGGCGAACAAGAUGGAGAGCAGCGGAAGAGCGGGGAGGGUGCACAUCUCGAACGUGACACUGAGCUUCUUGAACGGGGAAUUCGAGGUCGAGCCAGCCCACGGCGAGGACAGAGAAGAGGCACUCAAAAAGGCGGGUAUCGUCACUUACUUCAUAGUGCGGGCGUUGAAACCCUUCAAGCCAGCCGUGACGAAGAGUCUUGCCUCACUGACGGACGCGGAAAAUUCGCGAAGUUCGAUGGAAAAUACCAGAGACGGGAGGUACAACAAGGACACGGAAGAGUUCUGGCAAAGGCUUAGGAAGGAGCUCGACAGCAAAGGUGGAGUGGUGGAUCUGAAAGGACACGCGCAUUGGUUCUCCUUACGUUUCAAAGACAAGAAGGUAGAAUCAGCGUUUCACAAUGCCGAAGAAGCCUUCUCCCCGUUGUCGUUACUCGGAGGACCGCUGGUGAUGGUUUGUUCAUCGCCGGUAUGGAGGUUUCAACCCUGGGGACCAUUUACCUGGGGUGGAAUAGUGGUGGUCACUUUGUUUGCUAUCGUUUUGGGCGGUGCCACUUGUUUGGGCAGCGCCGUUAAAGCUAUGUGGCUGAGGAGAACCCUUGCUUUGUUGAUGAUCUUCUCCCUCGGGGAUUUUCUGCUUCUCGACAUGUUCAACUGUGUGGUGAUCGAGGAAGCGAUUCCUCGCUUCAACGGCACUACACCCUUGUCAGCAAGGUGUCCAUAUCCCUCGUACUACUCAUACAUGGGCGUGCUAACGCUGGUGGCGAUCUCUAUGCCGAAUUACAUCUACUACCUGGGCAAAACGUAUUUGAUGUUCGGAAUCGCAGGUAUCCAGUGUGCCGUCAACAUCUAUCUACUUGGAGGGAGGCUCGAUUGGGAAGAUUAUGCCUCGUCUCCAUUAGACCCACCAAUUUUUCCUUCAAAGUAUUACCUGUCCAUCACUCUUUUCGUUGUGGCCAUCUGUUUGGUCAUCGUUUCCAGAUACACGGAGAAAUCGAGGAGGAUGCUUUAUCUACGGGGCAGAGAGGUGGUCGCGCAGAGAGAGAGGGCGGCUGACAUGAAGCGUCGAAACGGUGCCCUUAUAUACAAUAUCCUGCCGCCCCACGUGGCAGCUUACUACCUGUUCAGCGCCAGACACCACGGCGACCUAUACAGUCAAAGUUACUCGGAGGUGGGCGUACUAUUCGCCAGCAUGCCAAACUUUGCCGACUUCUACAGCGAGGAGAGCAUAAACAACCAGGGUCUCGAGUGUCUUAGGUUCCUCAACGAAGUCAUAUCAGAUUUCGACGCGAUCCUCGAUCAGUGUAAAUUCCGAGACAUCAUCAAAAUCAAGACAAUAGGUUCUACGUAUAUGGCGGCAUCAGGGAUCACGGAAUCGGUGGAAUCUGAGAACGCGCCACGAUGGUGUCAUCUGGCGACCCUCGUCGAAUUUGCCUUGGAACUGAAGAAAGCAUUGUCCAGCAUCAACGAGCAGAGUUUCAAUCACUUUGUCUUGAAAAUGGGUAUCAAUUAUGGCCCGGUAAUUGCUGGGGUUAUUGGGGCGAGGAAACCUCAUUACGACAUCUGGGGCAACACGGUGAACGUGGCGUCCAGGAUGGAGAGCACUGGAAAAGUGGGUUGUAUCCAGGUGACGGACGAGACCCGGAAAAUCCUGGAGCCCUUCGGUUUCGGUUUCGAGCAACGUGGCAUGGUAUUCGUGAAAGGCAAAGGUCAACUACUCACUCACUAUCUGGUAUCCAAGGAUGGCGUGUCCUUGAACUUGGACAGCGAUCUACCAGUCGAACCUACUCAUCCCAUCAUCUACCAGUAGGCUAAUACUCGAAGGCUCUAAAAACUUCAACGCAAACUCUAGCUCGUUCGCGAUGGGAACCUCGUCGAGAGGCAAGGUUUCCCUCUCUCUCUCUCUCUUUUUGAGAACCCUCGAAGGGUUGUUCAAGACUAUGACGAAGAAAGAGACGAUCGUGCAAAGGGGGAAAAAAAACGAACUGAAUCUCGAGGCUCGAAGCAACUUCUUCGAAGAAAAGAUCCUUUGGAUGAGUCGAAAGACCGAAGGAACGCGAAUCGUUGGUUUAGAAACAGGUCCGGGCAAUUCUGAUCAUUUGACAAUCGAUUAAAUCGUUGAUCUAAAUUGAUAGAUUUUUCAAUGUCAUCUUUAGAAAUUUUCAACUUGAUGGAAUUUUAACACGUUGACCACCGCGAUUAUUAAAUAAAGAUAAAGGUACUGAACUUUCUCAAAUAUCAAAUUUCAAUUCUUCAGUUCGCUAAUAUAUUUCUCUUUUAAUUAUUUUGCGGUAUUUGACGUGUUAAUUGAUUCAGAAACAAUUUAGGUAACUAACCGUGAAGCAGCCACUUGAAGAAAAAUUCUUACCGCUGUUACAACCGUAAUCAGUCAUUAACGUUGAUCGCGUUUAGGACGAGGAACGUGUUACUAAUGAUGACGAACAGGGUACAAAUCGAAAACUAAGUAGGAUUAGGACGAUUACGUUUGAGAAUGGAAAGUGAACGAUCGAACUAGUCGUGUUCUUUAAGCUGUGAACUGUCUUGCGAAGAAUAGUUGAAAGUUAGGCCUUUAACAGAGUCCUAUUUUACGUAGAACAGUGGAACAAGUAGGCUGAUCUAUAGGUAGGGAAGGAAAUGAAACGUUCGAACGAAUCGAUAUAUUUCUCAUUAAUUUGAAGGUACGAAGCGAAUGCAUAUCCGAAGGGGAAGGUUAAUUGAAAUCGGUGAUUAGUGUCAGCUCGAGAGAAACAUGUUUAUCUCGGAUAUCGAUCAUUCUCGUUACUUUAGAGUCGAUAUGUAACUUAAGAAAGUGUUUAGGUCAUAAUCGUUGUGGUAGAUUACGUACGGUUCUCGGUAAUCGUGGCUCUAUUUUUCUAGAUUACGCGACGAACACGUUCGAUAAAUAAACGAAUUAUGGGGUGUCGACGGUCAAUUAGUGGUAGGUCUUUUUCCUAACGUGGCUCGCGAAAAAUCGUCGCUUUUCUCUUGAUAUAUACGCGGUUCCCAUAAAGUAGAAUAAAUAAUAAUAACAUCAACGUAUUUAUUAUUUUUCGAAGCUUUAUGGAUACUCCGUAUAUUAAUCAUAGAAGCCGUCAAAUGUGUGCUUUCUUACGAUCUCAAUCGAUUCGUUGUAAUACAGUGUCAGAAGAAAAAUCUCUAAGAAAUUGUACGUACAAUAAAUACAGGAAAAAAGAACGCAAUUCCCCGCGUCUUUAAUGGCCAAGUUGGUAAAGUUGUUUGAAAUUACGUAUUAUAACUUUCCAGGAUCGAAUCCUGUUGGGGUGAAAAAAAUAUCAAUUCGUUCAUUUUUUCUGAAAAUUUCCUGGUACAAUUGUCGUAGCAAUCGAAUUUUCUCUAUACAAUUGUUCUGUAAUUGGUCGAAUCGUACGAUUUUCACGGUGCAAUUGUUAAUAAUAAUAAAAUAGUCGAAUGUCAUGGAGGAUGGGUUCGUUCGGUGGUUUGUAAUUAGUGUGUUCUAUUGAACUUUGGUGAAAGGUGCAAUUUAAUUGUACACCGAGUUGUUGUGUAGUUCGGUAUGUGUAUCGUAUAGAGGUACUAUUUAUCGAUCGUUCGCGAUAUCUCGAGAAAACGACACGCGAUAUUUAAAAUACUUUCGCGGUAACGAGCAUGAAAGUAUAGAAACUAUGUUACGUUAUUUGUAAAACUUCUCUCGUAGAAGCUCCGAACAAACUAUGUUGCCAUCGCAGCUUUGUUUCGUGGAAUUGUAAAUGGAAAGUAUUUGGGUAAACUGUGGAAAAAAGAAACAUCGACUUUGAGAAAUACCUUCAACGAAAAUGUGUACGUACUUCGAGAAGAGAGAAGAAAAACACAUGAGAAUUGUGUUCUCGAAGGAUGCUGUUAAAAAUAUAAGCGCUGUUUCAACCGAUUUACCGAUAAGCUUCAAUGUUGUCUACUUUCCUUAAGCUUUACGUAUGAACAAACUAUUUAGCAACUCUUUAUCGUAAAAAAAAUUGUCGAAAUUGCGGAGAAUUGUACUCUGCUGUUAAAAAUGUUGAAGAAGCAUUGAACUUGGAAAGGUGCUUGCAUGUUUAACAGCACGAGAAUGUUGUGAAUCAAAAAACAAGUUCGAGGUCCGUUAUUUUGGACACGUGGUAACGAAAGUGUCUAUAAUUUUGAUUAAACUAUAGUUCUCUAGAAUGGAAAAACAGAGCAAGGUUUUCUAGAAAUUCUAGAUCAGAUCUUUCAUUCUCAGUAUAGAGGUUUCAUAAAUGCAUUGAUCACUGUUAAACGAUGUCUGAGAUCAAAAUAAGGUAAUUUGUAAAAAGAGAAUGAAUUAAUUUUUUAAUUAUUGAAAUUGGAAAUCUUUGUGUAAUAGAAGAUCAGCUUUUCGUUAUUUCAAAUUAGUCUUAUUUUGCGCUCAAGAUUCGUUUACUGAAUAUUAUUCACGAAAUAACCGUGAAACAUCUCGUAUCGGGUCAUUAAUAGUAUACUCGAUAUGAUAAUUUAUUUUUCUACACUUUGAGUACAAACUCGAGUACGUACAACGCACACGAUUACGACGAGAAGAAACGAAGGUGCGAUUUAAUCCUUUCGUCUGAUUCUCUUGGAACACGAAACUGUUGGAACUAGUCCAAUCAAGUGUCUUCAAAGUCCUAGAAAAAUCGUACUCUGUUUUCUAACGAAACUAAAUACAAAUUCUUCGAACGAAAUUUAGAUUUAAAAGAACAAAAGAUUAGCCAAUUCUUACAAUUUCUUUCUUUUUCUUUUUUCUUUGUAGAACAAGGGUGUACAUUUUCACAAUCCACGCGUGUGUGCGUUGGUGCAGCACGAAAGGAUUAAAGAAACGAAUGAAAGCACAAAAAUAUGAAGAAGAAAAAAGGAUAGUGUGAUUAUAGAAACGAGAAAGCACGGCCUAAGCGCGAUAAAGUGGAUAAAUUGGGUGUAGAAAAGAAUGAAGUAUCAAAGCAAACUCUUUCGAAGGAAAAUCCAGAUCAAUUUUACACGAAUCCAAUUAUCUUUAAAAAAUAUAUAUAUAUAUAUAUAUGUAGAAUACAAAUUAGUUCUCGAACGAUGGGUUGUUAAGACACCUGCAAUUAAAAUUUCAUUUUAAACCCCUCAAUUGAUUCGUAAUUUGAUUUCCUUCAUCAGAGUUUCAGAAUCGCACAAAGAAGGAAAGUAGGACAAGCAUUCGAUACUGGACCUCAAACCUUUUUCCACUGAUCGCGUAUUUCCGGUUUCAUAUUCACGCUUGACACAAUUGAUACAUAAACGUACACUCUCCACACGUGUAUACACAAAUUUACAGAAAAAAAAAGAAGGAGAAUAGAAGAGAUGAAGGAUGAGAAGAAAAAGUAACGAUGACGGACAGAGAUCUUGUAAAGUAGCAAUACAGGGAAUUCUCGUGUACAUAUAUUGCAUAUAAUAAUAAUAAAAAAAAGCAAAAAGAAUUAAAAUAUUAAAAAAAAAUAUUAAAAAAAAUAGGAGAAAGAAAUUAAUGGGUCGAACGAAAUAGAAGGACGACCCCUGUUUUCUUUUCUUUUAUCGACGUCAAACGACCCGGCCGAAUGCGUGUAUAGUCGUGUAAGAUGAAUUAUAUCACUGUAGAUAUAUUAGCACCUUUAGAUGUGAGACUUCGAUGAGGGAACACUUGUUGUAAACUUUCAAAGGUAUAAACUUCUUCAGGCUGGGACACGCCGGGGACUCAGAGUCGAGAGGAAUCAUGCGACUGUAAAUUAAUAAAACGGUUUCUUCGCCGAUGUCAAAUGAU